AUGGGAAAUGUGAAGAACAUGCGUCCUCAAAAUGUUCCCUUAGGAAUCCCAUAUGAAUCUAUCCAAUCCCAAUUGGCACAAUUUUUUGAUGGAUUAUUGCGCCAUGUUUUCGCUACUACUAUCACCGCUUCCACCACUCACUUCAAUCACGGCAAUAACAAAGAAAGAAGGGAAGCCCUUUGA
This is a messenger RNA of Loa loa (African eye worm), 183 nucleotides long. RefSeq lists its product as hypothetical. Lineage: Eukaryota; Metazoa; Nematoda; Chromadorea; Rhabditida; Onchocercidae. The record is from RefSeq and is a predicted model, not a curated record. The coding region runs from base 1 to 183 and encodes 60 amino acids. The transcript has a single exon.